CUCAACUUGAAGCUCGGUUAGAUGCCGUGCUGCUCAUAAGCUCCCCUCCACCAACUUCCGAACGCAGCCAUGCCGGUCCCGGGUCUCCGCCGCGCUUCCUUAGCCAGCAGAUCGUCCGUGGACGACUCUCCCCCCAGCGGGGAAGAUGAGGUCGUCGAGCCCGAGCAGGGAAAUGUCCUCUCGCACAUCAUCUCGCAGUUGCGCCCCGGUGCCGACCUGAGUCGGGUCGUGCUGCCCACUUUCAUUCUCGAGCCGAGGUCCAUGCUGGAGCGCAUCACCAACUUCAUGGCGCACCCCGAUACCCUCCUCCCCAUGCCCACAAUCGAUGACCCGGUCGAGCGGUUUGUUUCGGUGGUCAAGUUUUACUUGAGUGGAUGGCACAUCAAGCCUCCUGGAGUGAAGAAGCCGUUGAACCCUAUUCUCGGGGAGACUUUUACAUGCUACUGGGACUACCCCGAUGGUACACGUGGAUACUACAUUUCGGAACAGACCUCUCACCACCCGCCCAAGUCGAGCUAUUUCUUUAUGGCUCCCGAGCACAACAUCCGGAUAGACGGCACUCUCAAGCCCCGCAGUAAGUUCUUGGGAAACUCGGCAGCCAGUUUGAUGGAGGGAAUCGCGAUCCUGCGACUUCUGAACCGUGGCCAGGACAAGGACAAGGGCGAACGAUACAUCUUGACGCAACCGAACAUGUAUGCGCGCGGAAUUCUUUUCGGCAAGAUGAAGUAUGAGCUCGGCGAUCACAGCUACGUGCGAUGCCCGGAGAACAACCUUGUGGCCGAUAUUGAAUUCAAGACCAAGGGCUAUUUCUCCGGUACUUAUAAUGCCAUUGGAGGAACGAUCAAGAACGAGAAGACCGGCGAAGUUCUCUAUGAAUUGUCCGGUCUUUGGAAUGGCGAGAUGCACAUCAAAGAUGUUCACACCCACCAAAAAGAGGUUCUGUUCGAUGCCACCCAUGCGAAGCACUCGCAGCCGAUAGCGCGCCCAAUCGAGGAGCAAGGAGAGCGUGAGUCGCAACGGUUAUGGGAGAAGACGGUCAAGGCCAUCAUAGCCUCGAACCAUGUCGCUGCUACGGAUGAAAAGACCAAGAUCGAGGAUCGUCAACGAGAGGAGGCCGCCAAGCGUGCUGAUGAGGGUGUUGACUGGAAGCCUCGGCUCUUCCGUCCAGUCCAAGGUGGACCCAAUGGCCCUGAUGAAGGAGAGGAGGAUCUCGAUUGGAUUAUCAACGCUCAUGUCGACUCGCAUAAUCCCCAGGCUGCUACAAAGCAGAUCAUGGCCAUCGCACCCAUCGUCCAAGGUCAGAGAGAAUCCGCCCAGUUCCAGAUCCCGCCACACAGGCAACAAGCAGGAACGAAUGCCGACGGACGACACAUCGUGGAGCGACAAGACACAGAAACAGCAUCCAUAGAACAAUUCGUGGAUGCAGAGGAGACCAAAUAA
Messenger RNA from Penicillium cinerascens, 1440 nucleotides. RefSeq names its product OSBP family protein. The transcript is spliced from 9 exons. Gene Ontology annotation, molecular function: sterol binding. The coding region runs from base 70 to 1440 and encodes 456 amino acids. Gene Ontology annotation, cellular component: cytosol; intracellular membrane-bounded organelle; membrane. The record is from RefSeq and is a predicted model, not a curated record. NCBI's taxonomy places the organism in Eukaryota, Fungi, Ascomycota, Eurotiomycetes, Eurotiales, Aspergillaceae.